UUGCUGUCGUUUGGUUGGUCUUCCGCAGCGUUAUAGCUUAUAUUUUGGAGAUUCACCUUCCAGAACAGCAAUGGCUCAGAGUGGGGACAGACUUGUUAAACGUGGUAUCUCAUGGAGACAUAGAGAAAUAAUGGAUCUUCUGCACUUCUGGGGAGAGGAGAAGAUCCAAGAGGCCCUAAAGAACACCCAUCGAAAUCUGGACUACUUCGAAAGAAUAUCAGAGCAGAUGGCAACCCGGGGCCAUAGGCGAUCGGCUCUGGAGUGCCGCUCCAAAACUAAGACCAUGCAGCUAGAAUAUAAAAAGGUUGUGGCACAUAAUGGAAGGUCUGGAAAUGCACCCAUCACUUGUCCAUACUACAGAGAGCUGGAAAGCAUUCUUCGUGGUGACGCCAGCGUUAAGCCAAAACGACUUGCAAGAAGUAUGAUUCUACAAGUGAUGGGUCAGGUGCGACCUGAACCCUUGGUGCUCCAGGCAGGAUCGGAGGAGCUGUUCUCACACGAGCUGGAAACCAUCAAUGUGGUCGACAUCAGGAUGUCCUCCCCUUGUCAUUCAGGAAUGCCCAAUAACACCGGAGAUGAAAACAACAGUGAUGUGGAACAUGAGCUGGAUGUCACACCUGACGGUCUGCUAGAACACGAGACCAGUGAUGUCUGCAUAAGCACUCCCACUGAUGUGUCUGAAAAGGAAAACAACCGUCCCUCACCUGGUGCAAACUCAGAAGGAACCCCCACAAGGACAAUGGUGGAACUGUCGCCUGGAACACGGCUAGCAAGAAUCAGGUCUAGGAAAAGGGGUGGAUCUGCAAUCCACAAUGCUGCAGACCGAUUUCUGACACAGGCCUCUGAGGAACAUCAGGAAGAGAUGGAGCAUCGCAGGAGGGAACAAGAGGAGACCAGGAAAUGGCGUGAAGAGGAGGGACGCCGGCACAAUGAUUUUCUUCUGGAGACCAGAAUGGAGCGCCAAAUGUUCCAAGAGGCCUGGUCAGAAAACAUUGAUGUGAUGCGAUCAUGUGUGGGAACGCUUAGAGAGUUAGGGAACGCCAUUACACGUCAACAGCAGCAAGUUUCCCAACAGUUGGUCCCUGUCACUGUGCAGGAGUGCUCCUCUGACUUAGGCAGAAAGGGGGCACCCAAGAGAUCUUGUGUGGGAAAAGCAAGGGAUCGUUUCACACCAUAGGAUCACACAUUUGGAACCACUGGUCAGUUCUUGUUUACACCAAAGAACGUCCACUUUAUUUUCCAGGGCACUGUGUGAUCAUUGUUAUCAAGAAAGAAAAACCACACCAGUCACUGAUAUGUUCAACCUUUUGGGGGGGGGGGGUUCAACUGAAAAUGUUUAAAUUUGAAAAUGUUCCACACAUGCACCGUAUUUUCUCAAGUCAAGUAAAACUAUAUACAACGAUCAGUCCCAUAAAAU
Eublepharis macularius is the source of this 1417-nucleotide messenger RNA. RefSeq lists its product as uncharacterized. NCBI's taxonomy places the organism in Eukaryota, Metazoa, Chordata, Lepidosauria, Squamata, Eublepharidae. The record is from RefSeq and is a predicted model, not a curated record. The transcript has 5 exons. Bases 71 to 1177 code for a protein of 368 amino acids.